This is a messenger RNA of Linum tenue, 391 nucleotides long. Lineage: Eukaryota; Viridiplantae; Streptophyta; Magnoliopsida; Malpighiales; Linaceae. The record is from the annotation of a GenBank genome assembly.
CUCAGAUUGUUCUCUGUUUCAAGGAACAAUGGAUUUAUUAUAACCUAAAAGGAAAUACAGCGGGAGCAGCAACUACUAUGACAGAUGGAAAGUCCCUCCUUUGAUCCAAGCCCUCAUUUGCCGGGAAGUCCAAUUUACUAUCCACCAACCAAUGACUUUUGACAUAUCUAUGAAGCUUGGUCAACAGUGCUUGAUGGACAAUAACACAUGUGGUGCUGCGAAGAACCCAAACCAAUCUGGCUGCAGAGUUAUAGGUUUUAUUCUGUUGGCUCGAGGGGCAAUGAUAGUGACGAACUGUGACCGACUCUUUGGGAAGUUCAGGGAUAACUCUACUCUCUCUUUAGAACUUUAACGAAGAAGAAGAACGCAGCGGCGCCUUAAGUCACCGCAG